This is a messenger RNA of Dendrobium catenatum, 1049 nucleotides long. RefSeq lists its product as uncharacterized. NCBI's taxonomy places the organism in Eukaryota, Viridiplantae, Streptophyta, Magnoliopsida, Asparagales, Orchidaceae. Bases 385 to 675 code for a protein of 96 amino acids. The transcript is spliced from 2 exons. The record is from RefSeq and is a predicted model, not a curated record.
UCCAAAAACAAAAUCCCUGCAGUUAUGAUUAUUUAAUAACGCCUCUCUUCCUUUCUCGAUUCUUCCUUGUUUCCAGUUAGAAUUCGGAAUCAUCGAGUCAUUCAAUUAAUCAAUUCUUCGCUUUUUCCGCCUGGCGUCUGUCUUGUUUUUGUGAUCGAAUUGAGCUUAGCGGCAGCGAGGUGGAUACCAUUGAAUCCAUGAAUUGAUUCAUCUUCUGCCGAAGCGUGGUAUUGAGAAUUGGAGGGAUGAUUUCUUGUCGUAGAUCGGAUUAAGCGGCCGAUUUUCCCGGAAUGGAUUUGAUUUGUGGUCUUCACGACUGAUUAGUUUUUGCUUUUUUGUGGGGUAGAUUGAUGCCCGGAAUCCUAGGUUUUGGGGUUGGCGCGGAUGGAUGUCGGGAAAGACGAUGCUAGAAUCUGUAAUGGGGAUAAGACAGCUUCCGUUGUGAUUUCUAAGGACGGGGAGGAUAAGGGAGAGGAGGAAUAUAGGGAGACGAGCUCGCUUCUGUCGCCUUCAUUGAAGAAAGGUGGGAUACAGGGAAGAAGGCAGAGGAGUAGGAGUAAGAAGGUCCAGUGGAAUGAUCGCAACGGAAACAAGCUAGUGGAAAUCCUGGAAUUCCAGCCAAGUGAAUCCGAUGAAGAUGAUUAUGAAGAGUAUUGCAUCUGUACUAUAUCAUAGAUUCUUGCUGGUUUUCAAUAUACUUUCUUCAGAAGCAAUGUGCUCUUAUUACUGAUGUGAAUCAACCUUCUAGAUUUGGUUCAAUGGCGUUCACACCUGCUGUUGCCUGCAUGGACUAAAAGGUAACUCUAAUCAAAGAACAACAGCAUUCUUCUUUCUUCAAGAUGACAACUUCCUUUAGUUUUUGUUUGUUCCUAGAAAUUAGGGUUCUAAUAUCUGCCCGACAAUUAUCUGAAAAGAGAUUGUUUUGCUAGACCUAUAUGUAACUCCUUAUGCUUUCAAAAGAAAUUCAACCUUUUUUUUAAGGAGAAAUUUGUAAAUAUCUUCUUAUGUGUUAAGCUGUUUAAAGAAAUGUAAGGGGCCUUCUUUUUUUU